Messenger RNA from Candidula unifasciata, 2871 nucleotides. The record is from the annotation of a GenBank genome assembly. Lineage: Eukaryota; Metazoa; Mollusca; Gastropoda; Stylommatophora; Geomitridae.
AUGCGACACAGAGAUAUCUGGGCCGUUUCAAUGGAACCAGCUCGGUUUGUUGAGCAGCGGUAUCAACUAGAUGAGAAUGACCCUAGCCCUCUGUGGACUGCUAUCUUCGACUACGAGGCAGCAAGAGAAGAUGAGCUCACGUUGCGAAGGGGUGAUGAUGGAUGGUGGAUGGGUAGAGAGCAGGGGGAAAAGAUAGGCAUUUUUCCCAGCAAUUUUGUUGCCAAAGAUUCUCAGUUAAAUGUUGAUAAACUUGAAGAACUCGAUUUAGAAGAAGUGAUUGGUGUGGGUGGCUUUGGGAAAGUUUACAGAGGAAGAUGGAAAAAGAAACAGAAGCAAAAACUAUUCUGGCUUCUUAGCCAUGAGAAUAUUGCGGCCUUGCGAGGAGUGUGCUUGAAGCCUCCUAAUUUGUGUCUGGUGAUGGAGUAUGCUGCAGGAGGUUCUUUGAACCGAGUGCUAGGUGGAAGACGAAUACCUCCAGAAGUGUUAGUCAACUGGGCUCAGCAGAUAGCACAAGGCAUGUAUUACCUCCAUGACCAGGCUCCUCUCACUUUGGUGCACAGGGACCUCAAAUCCAGCAAUAUUUUGCUCAAAGAGCCAACAGAUGGAACUGAUUUAUGUCGGAAAACAUUGAAGAUUACAGACUUUGGAUUGGCCAGAGAAGUGGAACAGACGACUAGAAUGAGCGCAGCAGGCACCUAUGCCUGGAUGGCUCCAGAAGUCAUCAAGCUUUCUCGCUUUUCAAAAAAGAGUGAUGUCUGGAGCUAUGGUGUUGUCCUGUGGGAACUUCUGACUGGAGAAACUCCAUAUAAAGGAAUUGAUGCACUUGGCGUGGCCUACGGGGUGGCUGUGAAUAAGCUGACCCUGCCCAUUCCUUCAACAUGUCCUUCAAUGUUCUCCCAACUCAUGGCAGACUGCUGGCAUCAGGAGCCCCAUGAGCGACCAGCCUUCUUUGAAAUUCUGCAGCGCUUGCAUGACAUAGCCAGCUCCUCGUUCAUUUCCACACCAAAAGAUUCCUUUCACAUUAUGCAGGAGGACUGGCGUGUAGAAAUUGAACAAAUGUUUGACGAGUUGCGCAGCAGGGAGAAGGAACUUAGAUGCAGAGAGGAAGAACUAACAAAGCAAGGACUUCAGCAGAAAAUUCAAGAAGAUGCUUUGAAGAGAAGGGAAGAGGACCUUGCUGCCAGGGAGAUAGAGCUGCUGGAGCGGGAACUCAACAUACUUAUACUCCAGCAGGUCAUGCUGAAGCCUACGCCAAAAAAGAGGAAAAACCGGAAGAGUCGUUUGAAGGCUUUAAAAUAUGGCGGGAAAAAGAUUAGUGAGCCUUCUGAUUUUCGGCAUAAUAUUACAGUUCAGAAGGAGGAUCUUUGCCUGUAUGACAAGCGCAGCUACGCAGAUGGAACACAUGUAGACAGUCCACCGGUCACACCAACACACGGUUUAGCGCCGCCUCGUUUCAGAGCAAUUGCUAAUCCUCCUGCUGGUGGAAAGAAAGGCAAGACUUGGGGCCCAAACUCUGUGCAAAAGGACAGACACCAGCGUUCAUCUAUAAUAUUUGCAGAUGGGAGGUGGUCAAAGAGUGCCCCAAACUUGGAGAAGUCCCUAAGGCAGCUUGGAGGAGGGCAUUCAAACAUGGGAGCUGUCAAUCAUUUAUAUGAUGAAGAUGACACUUUACCGAGUAAUCUAGAUGACCUCUCACCAAAGUCUCGAAGCAUUCCACACUCACCAGCAACCUCUCCUGGAGUCAGUCCUGCCAAAGUGAAGAAGACAGAUUCCUGCUUCUAUAACAUGUCUGUAAUUCUGGCUUCUGUGGCCAUGGGCUUUGACAUUGGUAUAGCAAACACCAGAGCAAUGCAUCCAAAUCUGCACACACCAAGUGGAGACGAGGAUAAAACCAUAAAGAAACGUGAUUCUUACAUCAAUAAUCGUAGAGAUGCUUACCUGGCAGCUGUAAGAGACUCAUUCAUCGAGCCUGAAGGAGAUUUUCGACCUUACCAAGCUCAGUCAUCAGGUUACUGGCAUACAUACCAUGGUGUGCAGCAGCGGCAGCGGCCAGGCAUUCCCGCAGAACUGGACUCGCAGUCACCAGCAGGUGCUGACAAUGAUUUUGGCUACCACGCUGCCGGUUAUGCCUAUAAUAACUACAAUGCACGCACAACGUCACAUCGUUCUUCUUAUGCAGACAGUGAAGCAUCUGGCGUGUCCAGUACAACUCCAACAACUGAACGAACUGUGAUCUACAAUCGUCAGCUGUCGUCAGAAAGUACGUUUGAUGCACCUCCAAAGUCUUCAGUCCCAGAUGUAGGGAGUAAAGCCCAGAGAAGGUCUGUGACUUUUGAGGAUGAUUUUAUCCCACCUGAUUAUAACAAAAUGAACAUCAGUAAUGCUUACAACAGUCAUAGAAGAACCCCUUCAGAUACCUCUAAUUCAUUAUCAACUUUCGAUCAACAAGACAUUAGAUAUGGCAUCAGUUUGGAUUAUUACCAUGGUCACCAGCAUGAUUACCCGAUAGCACCGUCACAGCCUAUACAGCAACACCAACCAGUGCCGCCAAGAAGAAGAUCCGGUACUGAACCAGCACAGCGUCCAACAACUCUCAACGUGGGUGCCGCUGGGGUCACCACGAUACAUUUAAAGUACCCUGUGUCUCCAGGCUACGGAGUAAGCCCGGCACGGGAAAGAGGUCAUGGGAGUGAAGACUAUGUGGCUUCUUACGCCAGCCGGUCGCACAUGUCACCUGGAAAUACCCCACCACACAUAUCACACAUGAAGACCCUCCUGGAUAUUGACGUAGAGGGACAGACCCAGGAUGUCACCAGGCCAUUGGUACAGCACAUGGGAGGUAAAUUUUCUCUAGCAGACUUGGGCAAGUAA